Lagenorhynchus albirostris (white-beaked dolphin) is the source of this 1757-nucleotide messenger RNA. RefSeq names its product SS18L1 subunit of BAF chromatin remodeling complex (gene SS18L1). The record is from RefSeq and is a predicted model, not a curated record. Gene Ontology annotation, cellular component: nucleus. Gene Ontology annotation, molecular function: transcription coactivator activity. Bases 57 to 1265 code for a protein of 402 amino acids. Gene Ontology annotation, biological process: positive regulation of dendrite morphogenesis; positive regulation of transcription by RNA polymerase II. Lineage: Eukaryota; Metazoa; Chordata; Mammalia; Artiodactyla; Delphinidae. The transcript is spliced from 11 exons.
GAGAGCAGCCGGAGAAUAAACCCCGAUGAUCUCGGACUGAUCCCGCACCCACGACCAUGUCGGUGGCCUUCGCGUCCGCCCGGCCGAGAGGCAAAGGGGAGGUCACGCAGCAAACCAUCCAGAAGAUGCUGGACGAGAACCACCACCUGAUCCAGUGCAUCCUGGACUAUCAGAGCAAGGGCAAGACGGCCGAGUGCACCCAGUACCAGCAGAUCCUGCACCGGAACCUGGUCUACCUGGCCACGAUCGCGGAUUCUAACCAGAACAUGCAGUCCCUGCUGCCCGCCCCGCCAACCCAGAGCCUGGCGCUGGGCCCCGGAGGGCUGUCGCAGAGCGGCUCGGGCCAGGGCCUGCACUCGCAGGGCAGCCUCAGCGACGCCAUCGGCGCGGGCCUGCCGCCACCCUCCCUCAUGCAGGCCCAGAUCGGCAACGGUCCGAACCACGUGACCCUGCAGCAGACGGCGCAGAGCACGCUGCCCACCACCUCCAUGAGCAUGUCCGGCAGCAGCCACGGCUCGGGGCCCGGCUACAGCCACUCGGGACCGGCCUCGCAGAGCAUCCCCCUGCAGGGCCAGGGCGCCAUCAGCAGCUACGUGUCCCGGGCCAACAUCAACAUGCAGUCCAACCCAGUGUCCAUGAUGCACCAGCAGGCAGCCUCGUCCCACUACAGCGCGGCCCAGGGCGGGAGCCAGCACUACCAGGGCCAGUCCAUGGCCAUGAUGGGCCAGAGCGGGCAGGCGGGCAGCAUGAUGGGGCAGCGGCCCAUGGCGCCCUACCGGCCCUCCCAGCAAGGCUCGUCCCAGCAGUACCUGGGCCAGGAGGAGUACUACGGCGGCGAGCAGUACGGCCAUGGCCAGGCCGCCUCGGAGCCCAUGAGCCAGCAGUACUACCCUGACGGACAUGGCGAUUACGCCUACCAGCCGGCGUCCUACACGGAGCAGAGCUAUGACCGGUCGUUUGAGGAGUCCACGCAGCACUACUACGAGGGCGGAAACUCACAGUACAGCCAGCAGCAGGCGGGGUACCAGCAGGGCACAGCCCAGCAGCAGACGUACUCCCAGCAGCAGUACCCCAACCAGCAGAGCUACCCCGGGCAGCAGCAAGGCUAUGGGCCUGCCCAGGGCGCCCCCUCGCAGUACUCCAGCUACCAGCAGGGACAAGGCCAGCAGUACGGAAGCUACCGAGCGUCUCAGACGGGCCCGUCCGCCCAGCAGCAGCGGCCUUACGGCUACGAGCAGGGCCAGUACGGAAAUUACCAGCAGUAAAGGACAAACAUUCUUAUGGAGGCUUGCAGCGGCAUGUCUGUCUGGGAUGGACAGGCCAGUGACAGUUCUGAUGAGCUGUGACCUGCGGGCUGCCCCUUCACCCCACGCAGCGUCUGCAUGUGAAGCGUGCACAUUUCACGUGGGGUAGGACGCCGAGCGUGCACCGCCGGUGCAAGACAGCGCUUUGAUGGUGUGACAUAUUUGGUGCUGUGUAUAGUAUUGUAUGUCCAUACACGGAGAGGUUGUCCCUUUUUGUCCGCCUCCCCCCCCCCCGCCGUGUUUCUAGCUAGCUUUAGGGGUCCUUUUGUCAUCAGAGUGUUCUGUGCCCAGUGAUGGGACACCUACAAGAGGCCAUAGUCCACGUACUUGUAUAAACAGACCUUAGGGCUGACACUCCUCCUGCACUGUCGCACCGUGGGUUGUAAACUUGUCUUUCACUGUCCGCACCGCAGCUGGACACGUGUGCACAGCCCCUGGAUGGCAGCCUCUUCC